Molecule: messenger RNA, 2211 nt
Organism: Rhea pennata
Lineage: Eukaryota; Metazoa; Chordata; Aves; Rheiformes; Rheidae
Gene: SATB2
Product: SATB homeobox 2
Exons: 10
Coding region: 16-2211 (731 amino acids)
Biological process (GO): regulation of transcription by RNA polymerase II; chromatin remodeling
Molecular function (GO): RNA polymerase II cis-regulatory region sequence-specific DNA binding; DNA-binding transcription factor activity, RNA polymerase II-specific
Source: RefSeq, a predicted model, not a curated record
GCCGCGUCGCCGAGCAUGGAGCGGAGGAGCGAGAGCCCCUGCCUGCGGGACAGCCCCGACCGGGGCAGCGGCAGCCCCGACGCCAAGGGCCCCCCGCCCGGGAAGGUGGCGCGGCUGGAGCAGAACGGCAGCCCCGUGGGCGCCCGCGGGAGGCCCAACGGCGCCGUCGCCAAGCCCGUGGGAGGUUUGAUGAUUCCCGUCUUUUGUGUGGUGGAGCAGUCAGAUGCCUCUCUUGAAUACGAUAAUCGAGAAGAGCAUGCUGAGUUCGUUCUGGUUCGCAAAGAUGUGCUCUUUAGCCAGCUGGUGGAGACAGCGCUCCUGGCUCUGGGGUAUUCCCACAGUUCUGCAGCUCAGGCACAAGGAAUAAUCAAGCUUGGGAGGUGGAAUCCCCUCCCUCUCAGUUAUGUGACUGAUGCACCAGAUGCGACAGUAGCCGACAUGCUACAAGAUGUCUAUCAUGUUGUGACAUUGAAAAUCCAAUUACAAAGUUGUUCAAAGUUGGAAGACUUGCCAGCAGAGCAGUGGAACCACGCCACAGUUCGCAAUGCCUUAAAGGAACUGCUCAAAGAGAUGAAUCAGAGCACACUAGCCAAAGAAUGCCCUCUCUCCCAGAGUAUGAUUUCAUCCAUUGUAAAUAGCACAUACUAUGCCAAUGUGUCAGCAACCAAGUGCCAGGAGUUUGGGAGAUGGUACAAAAAGUACAAGAAGAUUAAAGUGGAAAGAGUGGAAAGAGAAAACCUUUCAGACUAUUGCGUUCUCGCCCAGCGUCCCAUGCACUUACCAAAUAUCAACCAGCUGGCAACCUUGGGAAAAACUAACGAACAGUCUCCUCAUGGCCAGAUUCACCACAGUACUCCAAUCCGAAACCAAGUGCCAACGAUGCAGACAAUGAUAAACCCGGGGCUCCUGUCGCCUCAGCUCAGUCCACAACUGGUAAGGCAGCAGAUAGCAAUGGCCCAUCUGAUAAACCAACAGAUUGCCGUCAGCCGGCUGUUGGCUCACCAGCACCCUCAAGCUAUCAACCAACAGUUCUUGAAUCAUCCACCCAUCCCUCGAGCUGUCAAACCAGAGCCAUCGAGUUCAUCGGUGGAAGUCUCUCCAGAUAUUUACCAGCAAGUCAGAGAUGAGCUGAAGAGAGCCAGUGUGUCUCAAGCUGUCUUUGCAAGAGUAGCAUUCAACCGCACACAGGGCUUGCUGUCAGAGAUCCUGCGCAAGGAAGAAGACCCUAGGACAGCUUCCCAAUCCCUCCUGGUAAACUUAAGGGCAAUGCAGAAUUUCCUCAACCUGCCUGACUCAGAGCGGGAUCGUAUAUAUCAGGACGAGAGAGAGAGAAGUAUGAACCCCAAUGUGAGCAUGGUGUCUUCAGCAGCUAGCAGCCCGAGCUCCUCCAGAACCCCCCAGGCCAAAACCUCGACACCAACAACAGACCUCCCCAUUAAGGCGGACGGCGCCAACGUCAACAUCACAGCUGCCAUUUAUGACGAGAUCCAACAGGAGAUGAAAAGGGCCAAGGUAUCUCAAGCUCUGUUUGCCAAAGUGGCUGCCAAUAAAAGUCAGGGCUGGCUGUGUGAGCUGCUCCGCUGGAAAGAAAACCCAAGUCCGGAAAACCGCACCCUUUGGGAGAACCUCUGCACCAUUCGCCGCUUCCUGAACCUUCCCCAGCACGAGAGGGAUGUGAUCUAUGAGGAGGAGUCCAGACAUCACCACAGUGAGCGUAUGCAGCAUGUUGUCCAGCUUACUCCUGAGCCUGUGCAGGUCCUCCACAGACAGCAGUCCCAGCCUGCAAAGGAGACUUCACCACCUAGAGAAGAAGCUCCUCCUCCACCUGCUGAGGACACUUGUGCCAAAAAGCCAAGAUCCCGUACCAAGAUAUCCUUGGAGGCUCUAGGUAUCCUUCAAAGCUUUAUCCACGAUGUAGGUCUCUACCCUGAUCAGGAAGCCAUUCACACCCUGUCUGCUCAGCUGGAUCUCCCCAAACACACCAUCAUCAAAUUCUUCCAGAACCAGCGUUACCAUGUAAAGCACCAUGGGAAGCUAAAAGAGCAUUUGGGAACAGUGGUUGACGUGGCGGAGUACAAGGAUGAGGAGCUGCUGACAGAGUCAGAGGAGAACGACAGUGAGGAGGGCUCUGAGGAGAUGUACAAAGUGGAGCCUGAAGAGGAGAACCCCGACAAAAGCAAGGCAGCCCCAGUGGACAUCGACCAGAGAUAA